AUGGCAAUCUUGAUCAUGGCUGCCAACUGUUCAGGCAUUGUCGGCAAACAACUGUUCAGGGAAGAAGAUGCCCCGAAGUACCGCCAAGGCUGGGCCGUCAUCACAGGCCUCACCACGGUUGCAGUGGCUUGUGGCAUCUGGGCCAAUGUUCAGUACUACAUUCUCAACAAGCGCAGGCUGAGCCGAACAAAUCUUCUUUACCAGUACUGA
Messenger RNA from Colletotrichum spaethianum, 210 nucleotides. RefSeq lists its product as uncharacterized. NCBI's taxonomy places the organism in Eukaryota, Fungi, Ascomycota, Sordariomycetes, Glomerellales, Glomerellaceae. The transcript has a single exon. Bases 1 to 210 code for a protein of 69 amino acids. The record is from RefSeq and is a predicted model, not a curated record.